AUGGUGGGGUCUGGGAUCCCAGCUUUGGGCCUCUUCCUGCUAAUGCAGGGCUCAGCAGAUGGGAAUGGAAUCCAGGGAUUCUUCUAUCCAUGGAGCUGUGAGGGAGAUGUGUGGGACCGGGAGAGCUGUGGGGGCCAGGCGGCAAUUGAGAACCCGAAUCUCUGUCUGCGUCUACGAUGCUGCUACCGCGAUGGGGUCUGCUACCACCAGCGGCUGGAUGAAAACAUGCAGAGGAAGCACAUGUGGGCACUUGGCUGGAUAUGCGGAGGCCUCCUCUUCCUGAUCUCCAGCAUCUGCCUGUUCUUGUGGGCCAAGCGAUGGGAUAUGGUGCGUUUGCCGUGGUUCCUGAAGGGCAAGUGCAACCUGUCCAAGACGUCUCUGUUAUCCAAGGACCGGACGCCGAGUGAAAAGAUGGCGUCCUUUGGCAGCACGCCCACGGAGGGGGCCCUGGACUUCCCGGGGGGCACUGAUGGGGAGGGCACGGAAGGAGGCGAAGAAACAGGAGCAGGGGAGGAAGAUUAG
Kogia breviceps (pygmy sperm whale) is the source of this 522-nucleotide messenger RNA. The record is from RefSeq and is a predicted model, not a curated record. NCBI's taxonomy places the organism in Eukaryota, Metazoa, Chordata, Mammalia, Artiodactyla, Physeteridae.